AUGUCCAAUACACCGAUCACCUCCCUACCCGGGUAUCCGUAUUUUUACGCAAUACCCAUCAGCGGGUACAUACGCGACGGACCCGACAAAAGAUCAAAAAGGUUCAGCAAAAGCCGUCUGCAAGACCGCCAUUCCCUUCCACCGCCAUAUACACCUCCUCCAGCCUGGUCUCCUUAUAUCCUCGAGGGUCUGGCUGAACUGGAUGGACUCAAUGAGAUUCCUCGACAGAUAUAUCCGGAUCAUCAGCGACCAUUCGAGAACCAACAGAUCAGGCGCCCGCAAACGACACCGCCUGAGAUGUCACAGCGGAAGAGAUCUCGGUUCCCGUCUCUAUCGACAAAACACUCUUGGACGACGUAUAAACCGCAAGUCUCAAGUCCGCUGUCAUUGCCAAGUUGUGCAGGCAGUCGUCAAGAUCUCUCUACGAUCGAAGAGCAGGAACCUGACCGUAGUGGUGCAGGAGGCUCGCGUCUGGUGCCUGUGGCAGAGAUGGAGAGACAAGAGGAAGAUAUGAGUGAUGAAGAAAGGGUCCAGGCCGCGUUGAUUGAGAGUAUCUUCGUGAUGUUGCAUGAUCUUCAGCCGAACUAUUUACCUCAGCUGGAAAAGACUGUGUCACAAAUUAUGCCUCGACAGUCAAGGAAACACAGGCUUUCUCGCCAGCCAUCUGUCAGAAUCUCGCCCAUGUUUGCUUCAUGA
This is a messenger RNA of Cadophora gregata, 696 nucleotides long. RefSeq lists its product as uncharacterized. The transcript has a single exon. The coding region runs from base 1 to 696 and encodes 231 amino acids. NCBI's taxonomy places the organism in Eukaryota, Fungi, Ascomycota, Leotiomycetes, Helotiales, Ploettnerulaceae. The record is from RefSeq and is a predicted model, not a curated record.